Molecule: messenger RNA, 3763 nt
Organism: Grammomys surdaster
Lineage: Eukaryota; Metazoa; Chordata; Mammalia; Rodentia; Muridae
Gene: Mtmr6
Product: myotubularin related protein 6
Exons: 14
Coding region: 90-1943 (617 amino acids)
Biological process (GO): dephosphorylation
Cellular component (GO): nuclear envelope
Molecular function (GO): phosphatidylinositol-3,5-bisphosphate phosphatase activity
Source: RefSeq, a predicted model, not a curated record
GAGGGAGUUCCUGCGGGUGGCUGUCACCGCCCCGUUUCUCUCCCUAUGGUGCUCUCCUGAGGCCAGCUGCCUGCGGGCGUCGCCCCGGGAUGGAGCACAUCCGGACAACCAAGGUUGAACAAGUAAAAUUACUUGACCGGUUUAGUACCAACAACAAGUCACUGACAGGAACACUGUAUCUUACGGCCACACACCUAUUAUUUAUUGACGCUCAGCAAAAAGAAACCUGGAUACUACACCACCAUAUUGCCUCUGUGGAGAAACUUGCUCUGACCACUUCUGGAUGUCCACUCGUGAUUCAGUGCAAGAACUUCAGGAUUGUGCAUUUCAUUGUUCCCAGGGAAAGAGAUUGCCAUGAUAUUUAUAACUCUCUGCUACAACUCUCAAAACAAGCAAAAUAUGAAGAUCUCUAUGCAUUUUCUUAUAAUCCCAAGCAAAAUGAUACUGAACGACUGAAUGGUUGGCAGCUUAUUGACCUUGCUGCGGAGUAUGAGAGAAUGGGAGUGCCCAAUGCAAACUGGCAACUGUCCGAUGUCAACCGAGAGUACAAGGUCUGUGAGACUUAUCCCAGAGAGCUGUAUGUUCCCCGGUCAGCUAGCCGGCCAGUGAUCGUCGGCAGUUCCAACUUCCGGAGCAAGGGCAGACUUCCGGUCCUAUCCUACUGCCGGCAGGGCACUGAGGCUGUCAUUUGUCGAUGUAGUCAGCCAUUGUCAGGUUUCAGUGCCAGGUGCCUAGAGGAUGAGCACUUGCUUCAGGCCAUUAGUAAAGCCAACCCAGGGAACCGCUACAUGUACGUUGUGGAUACCAGGCCCAAGCUCAAUGCAAUGGCUAACAGAGCAGCUGGAAAAGGUUAUGAAAAUGAAGACAACUAUUCUAAUAUUAGAUUUCAAUUUGUUGGAAUAGAAAAUAUUCAUGUCAUGAGAUCCAGCCUUCAGAAAUUACUGGAAGUGAACGGCAGCAAGGGGCUUUCUGUCAACGAUUUCUACUCUGGUUUGGAGAGUUCAGGAUGGCUUCGCCAUAUCAAGGCUGUUUUGGAUGCUGCAAUCUUCUUAGCCAAAGCAAUAGUGGUUGAAAAUGCAAGUGUGCUGGUGCACUGUUCGGAUGGGUGGGAUAGGACCUCCCAGGUGUGUUCCCUCGGUUCACUUUUGUUGGAUUCCUACUACAGGACAAUGAAAGGAUUCAUGGUUUUAAUAGAAAAAGAUUGGAUAUCAUUUGGGCAUAAAUUUUCAGAGAGGUGUGGCCAUUUGGAUGGUGACCCAAAGGAAGUCUCACCAGUGUUUACUCAGUUCUUGGAGUGUGUAUGGCAUCUGACUGAGCAGUUCCCACAAGCCUUUGAGUUCAACGAAGCGUUUCUUCUUCAGAUCCAUGAGCACAUUCAUUCAUGCCAAUUUGGGAACUUCCUUGGCAACUGUCAGAAGGAAAGAGAGGAACUCAGGCUAAAGGAGAAGACUUACUCCCUGUGGCCCUUUCUUUUGGAUGACAAAAAGAAGUACUUAAAUCCUCUCUACAGUUCCAAAUCUCAGAGAUUGACAGUCUUGGAGCCAAAUACAGCCUCUUUCAAUUUUAAAUUUUGGAGAAACAUGUACCACCAGUUUGAUCGGACGCUCCAUCCUCGGCAGUCUGUACUGAACAUAAUUAUGAAUAUGAGUGAACAAAACAAGCAGUUAGAGGAAGACAUUAAAGACCUAGAGGCUAAAAUUAAGCAAUGCAAAAAUGGCAUCCUAACAAAGGACUUGCUGCAUGCCAUUCACCCUGAAUCACCUACUCUGAAAACCUCGCUGUGUCUGAAAGAGCAGAGUCUGCUUCCGGUGAAGGACACACUCCGAGCUAUAGAGGGCAGCAGCCCAGCAGAUAAUCGGUACUGUGACUAUGCCGAGGAGUUUUCUAAGUCAGAGCCUACUGUGGUCAGCUUGGAGUACGGUGUGGCCAGAAUGACUUGUUAGCCUCCGUCAGUGUUUCCUGGAUGACUGUAGAGUAAGAAAUGUAUAGGUGUAAGGAUGGUCUGUACACAUGGGCAGGAGGGUUUGUUGAGUGACUUUGGGGCUUAGCAGUAGGUGAAUAGCUGAGAAAAGGGUCAUAGCAGCUCUUGAGAGGAAUAAGUCAGCUAAGUGCCAUUUGUAGCAAGAACAUUACUCAUUUCUGUAGAAGUGAGUGAUGUAGUGUGCACUUACUGGAAAUGAUUUACACAGUACUGGUGAGCUGACAGUCUGUUGAUUCAGAUGUUAAUAUAGCCAAGCUCAAUAGCUUUCCUUAAGUGUAAUUUAACUCUGAGAAUACAGACUGACAGCCUGAACUCUCAGUGACUGACAUGGCAUGUGCUUUCAGUUCUGGAGCUGUGUGACUGCGUAUUUUGCCAUUUAGUGAUGUUUUAACAUUGAAGUGCCAUGAAAAGUAACUUCUGAGACAGCCUUAAAGUAGACUCUCAGUUUAUUCUGUAGGCUUUAUAGCCGAGGACAGGAUGUUUGAUCUCUCCUCUAAUCAGCCUUAUUUCAUAGGAAGAACUGCACUCUCAUUACUUGGGAGCCGCACACUGCAGUGCUCCUACAUGGAAAGUCAUAGCUGUACUCUGCUACUUCGUAAUUAGCCAGCUCCACCCAUAUUUAAAAUUAGUGCUACCGAAGGCUUUGUUCUUGUUGUCAUUUGUUUCAGCUGCAGCUGACAGUUCAUUAUUCACAGCUUAGAGGACUCAUUUCUUAGGCUAGUGUAAGUACACUUGGCAUUUACUUUCGGCUUACUACAGUCUAUUAAUUCUUACUCUGUGGUUGGCUUUAAUCCUUUGAUAACUGUACGUUUAAAGUGGCAAAGCUCUAAAGUGUUCUGAGUACUAAAUACAUUUGUAACUUGAAUGUAGCAGCCUACAAACUUUCAGGUAAAGGAAAGAGGGACGUGCCGAUAGUGGAGAUUUUGCUUGGUUACGAAUUUUAAAGCAAUCAUUUUUAUGUGGAGCAUAUUUCUUUUCUCUUAGUAUAGAAGUGGCAGAAAAGGGAGCACUGAGGGAGCCAGUUAAUGUCUAACAAAAGCAGCUUUGAUGCUAGAAAAGGGUUUGUUUUGCUUUGUUAGGCUCAUUGUUAUUCUGUGCACUGGGACAUACAUAUUUUUUUUCUAAAAAAUCACUUGCAACUGGCAGUAUUACCAACUGGCUCUCAAACAAAGUUUAAUACCAUUGAUGAUGUGAGGUACAGUUCUGGGCACUACGAAAUUUGUGUAUGUUAUCUUAUAUAUCUCCUGAUUACACCUAUAUCUGUAAUAUUUCUUAUAUUAGUUUUGAACAUAUGUGUCUUUUUUGGAAAAAAAAAAAGGAAAGCUUUAUUGUAUGCGAUUUUAUCUAGUCCUUAUUUUUCCAAUUCACCUCUGUAAGACCUUAUGUAAUAAAAACACUGCAUUUUAAAAGUAACAAAAAUAUACUAAAAAAUACAAUGUAUAAUGAACAGUGUUUAAACGUUGAGAAAGGAAACUUAAUCUCUGUGGCCACAACAGGUUUUUGUGCCUUGGUUCCAGUCAGGUUAUGGUUUUAGACUUCUGUGGCAGACUUCCUAGUCAUCUUUUGGUUCAUUAUGCUGAUCUUCAACUUCACAUGUAUAUAUGUGUUUACAUGCUCACACACAGAUAACAUCCUGAGUGAUGUACAGGGCAUAUGUUGGCAAAAGUCUGUGAAAAUGUCUCAUAAAAUUAGAUUUAUGUUCAUUGUGUUUUGGGAUGUAUAGCAUGUAAAUUAUUUCAUGUAUUAUUUAAAGGCAAUUAAAUGUUCAUGUUUUACUUUGAA